Molecule: messenger RNA, 600 nt
Organism: Phytophthora infestans T30-4
Lineage: Eukaryota; Oomycota; Peronosporomycetes; Peronosporales; Peronosporaceae
Product: SpoU rRNA Methylase family
Exons: 2
Coding region: 1-600 (199 amino acids)
Biological process (GO): tRNA methylation
Molecular function (GO): RNA binding; tRNA (guanine) methyltransferase activity
Source: RefSeq, a predicted model, not a curated record
AUGAUGAAGAACACACAGGAAUUUGACACUGAGCGGCAGAAAGCGGAUCGGCUUUCAGUACCACGGUUCAAUCUCAGUGCUCGUCGCUACCGUCAACGACCUCGACAGCCUCUUAUCAUGUGUGCAAGCUUGGUGGACAAGGUCCCGAAUCUGGCUGGACUGGCACGGACUUGCGAGAUCUUCAACGCUCAGAAACUGGUCGUGCCGAACCUGCGGAUGACGCAGCAGGACGUCACGUUCGUGAAUGUCAGCGCCACGGCUCACAAGUGGAUGCCACUGGAAGAAGUGCGACCUCAAGGUGACGAUUUACGACGAGCACUUGUGCGAUGGAAGCGCGAGGACUACACGAUUGUGGCAGUGGAGCAAACGGCGUCCAGUGUGAGUCUCGCGAGCUACACGCUGCCCCGUAAGAUGGUGCUGGUGUUGGGGCGAGAGAAGGAAGGGAUCCCGGUCGAAGUGCUGCAGCUUGUUGACGUGUGUGUGGAAAUCCCCCAGUUUGGCCUGGUACGCUCACUGAAUGUGCACGUGAGCGGGGCUCUGGUGCUGUGGGAGUACACGCAGCAGCAAUUAAUGUCUGGAGCGCUCGAGUCGACUCUCUAG